Clunio marinus is the source of this 237-nucleotide messenger RNA. Lineage: Eukaryota; Metazoa; Arthropoda; Insecta; Diptera; Chironomidae. The record is from the annotation of a GenBank genome assembly.
AUGAAACAAUUUUGCAUGAACAAGGAAAAUGUCUUUUAUGUCACAAGAUUACUUAAUACAUCUCUCUAUUCUAAUUAUGCAACAUCUUUGAUGUGUAUUGAGAUGGACAAAAUUCCUACUUUAACAUCUUUCCAACUCUUUAAAAUAACAAAAAAUACUUUUAACUUUUUAAUCCUAUCCGAGAUGGAUGGUGAUCAUGAUGGGAAUGAAGAAAUCAAAUGUGUCAAUCAAUUGUGA